AUGAAGAACUUUCUUAAGAAGCUCCAUAUCAUGCCUAAUCAAUCAGAGGAUGCAGAGGGCCCAAAUUCAUCAAGAUGCAAUAAGUCUAGUAAUGAAUCAUCCCCAGAUAGUAAGCUUUUGCAUUCUAGGUCACAGGAGAAUAAACCUCUCUCUGGUCUUUCAAAUUGGUUAACUUCGGUUGCUAAUAGAAAAAGUCCCAGUCCACCGUCAUCUUCAAAUGUGACUAGAGGAGAGAGAGUGGAGCAACAGGAGUCGAUUAGUAGUAGUGGUUUUGAUGUUGUUUCAGAAGCUGCAAGGCGUGAUUCAGGGUCUACCACCUCCAGGGAUCCUGAUAUCGAGGAGGAGUAUCAGAUACAGAUUGCUUUGGAGUUGAGUGCAAGAGAGGAUCCCGAGGCAGUUCAAAUUGAGGCUGUUAAGCAAAUAAGUUUGGGCUCUUGUGCACCUGAGAAUACUCCUGCUGAAGUCAUUGCUUAUCGGUACUGGAAUUACAAUGUUCUUAGCUAUGAUGACAAAGUCUUGGAUGGUUUUUAUGACCUGUAUGGAAUCAUGACCGAGUCCACAUCAGACAGAAUGCCUUCUCUUGUUGAUUUGCAAGGAACGCCAGUCUCAGAUGGUGUCACCUGGGAAGCAGUGCUGGUCAAUAGGGCUGCUGAUGCUAAUUUGUUGAAACUUGAACAGAAGGCACUAGAGAUGGCUGUCAAGUCAAGGUCAGAAUGUCGAGUUUCCAUGGGCAGUGCUUUGGUGCAAAGGCUUGCUGUUUUAGUUUCUGAUUACAUGGGUGGAUCGGUAGGGGAUCCCAGCAAUCUGUCAAGAGCAUGGCAGAGUCUUAGCUACAGCUUGAAAGCAACCCUUGGUAGCAUGGUUUUGCCACUUGGUUCUCUUACAAUUGGCUUGCCUCGUCAUCGUGCCUUGAUGUUCAAGGUUUUGGCUGAUAGUGUUGGCAUACCAUGUCGGUUGGUAAAAGGGCAUCUGUACACUGGUUCUGAUGAUGUGGCUAUGAACUUUGUAAGAAUCAACGAUGGAAGGGAAUACAUUGUUGAUCUAACAGCAGAUCCUGGCACACUUAUUCCUUCUGAUGCAGCUGGAUCACAUAUAGAAUACGAUGAGACAUUCUUUUCUUCCAGUCCUUUAUCUAGAGACAUUGACUCUUCUCAUGCAGCUUCUUCUAGUAGUGGACACGCAAGUUCAUUUGAAGAACAUUCAGAACCUGGGACAUUGGAAAAGCGAUCCAGAUUGAGAAAUAUUGCUGCUUUAGGGAACCAAUCUGAUGGAAGAGGUGAAUCUUAUGAGGAGGCAAGUUUAACUAGGCUGAGUAAAGGUGAAGAAGAAUCUACAAUGUCUUCAGAUGAUUUGGGAAAAACUUCCGAUGCUGAGAAGGUGCCAGUGCGGGAGCUUCCUGGCAGAUCUAUUUACCCUUAUACACAUGCACAUGCACGCUCUCCUUCUUGGACUGAAGGUGUUAGUUCUCCUCAUGCACGAAGAAUGAAGGUGAAAGAUGUUUCACAAUAUAUGAUUGAUGCUGCAAAAGAGAAUCCACAGUUAGCCCAGAAACUUCAUGACGUAUUGCUUGAAAGCGGUGUUUUAGAUGUGUCUACUGCUGAGGCGAAGUCCCCGACAGAAGAUAAGGAUGAUCACAAACAGAGGACUGAAGUCCUAUAUGUGAAGGAUCAAGAUGAACCUGUUCCUGCUCGAUUUUUGCCUCCUCUGCCUCCACACAGGCUGUCAUAUAAAGCCAGUUCACCUGGUAAUCAACCUGAGCAAUCUAAACCUGUGGAAGGUUUAGGGGUCAACCAUCCUUUUGAUACGAUGGAGAUUACUGGACUACCCAAAUUAUUGCAGUCUGAAGUUACUCCUGCGAAAUAUGUAAAAAACGUUCCUGUGGCUGCUGCAGCCGCUGCCGCUGCAGCUGUUGUUGCGUCUUCUAUGGUUGUUGCUGCAGCAAAGUCAAAUACUGAUUCAAACCUCGAAUCUCCUGUAGCAGCUGCUGCCACUGCUACAGCUGCAGCAGUGGUGGCAACCACUGCAGCUGUCAACAAGCAAUAUGAUCAGAGUGCACGAAGUGACGGAGAUGCAGAUAGUGCAGGUUAUGAGCUACGGGGUAGUGGGGGCUGUGGUAGUGGAGGACGUGGCAGCGGGGGCCAUGCAAGUGGAGGCCGUGGUAGUGGCAGCCGAGAACGCGAUGCUUUGGGUGCCAAUUUAGAAGGCGAGAGAAUAUCUGACAGAUUGGCUGGCAAUGAUAACUCAAUAUCUGACGCUGCCAUGGAUGAUGUUGCAGAGUGUGAGAUUCCAUGGGAGGAAAUUGCCGUGGGUGAACGUAUUGGACUUGGAUCUUAUGGAGAGGUAUACCGUGGAGACUGGCAUGGAACUGAAGUUGCUGUGAAGAGGUUCCUAGACCAAGAUAUUACGGGUGAAUCUCUUGCAGAAUUCAGAAGUGAGUUUGAUUACAUCCUCCAGCAACUUAAGGAUAGUUUGACACUUUGUUAUGUUGAUGCUAUAGAGAAGAUUUUGGCAGGCAUAAAUGAUGAUAUGCUUCGCUUCUCUAGCCAAAUUACUGAGCAUUACAAAUUCUAUGCUAAUGUUCGAAUCAUGAAGAGACUCAGGCAUCCCAAUGUGGUUCUCUUCAUGGGAGCAGUAACUCGUGCCCCAAAUCUUUCAAUUGUUACAGAGUUUCUUCCUAGAGGUAGCUUGUAUAGAUUACUUCACCGGCCUAACAAUCAAUUGGAUGAACGGAGGCGUUUGAAGAUGGCCCUCGAUGCUGCUCGGGGAAUGAAUUAUUUGCACAACUGCACACCAAUGAUAGUACACCGUGAUUUGAAGUCCCCAAAUCUUCUGGUUGAUAAAAAUUGGGUACUGAAGGUAUGUGAUUUUGGGUUAUCGAGGAUGAAGCACAGCACAUUUCUCUCUUCAAGAUCAACUGCAGGAACGGCUGAGUGGAUGGCUCCAGAAGUGCUAAGAAAUGAACCUUCAGACGAAAAGUGUGAUGUUUAUAGCUUUGGGGUUAUAUUAUGGGAGCUCUCUACAAUGCAACAACCAUGGGGUGGAAUGAACCCAAUGCAAGUUGUUGGUGCUGUUGGAUUUCAACAUCGCCGUCUCGACAUUCCAAAUGAUAUGGAUCCAGCAAUUGCAGAUAUUAUUAGGAACUGCUGGCAGACAGAUCCAAGAUUGAGGCCAACAUUUGCAGAAAUCAUGGCUGCGCUGAAGCCAUUGCAGAAGCCUAUAACUGGUUUGCAAUUGCCCAGACCAAGUGCAUCACUGAGAAGUCGUCAGCUGUCACAAGAAGCUGAAGACCAGGCAGGCUAG
Molecule: messenger RNA, 3300 nt
Organism: Dovyalis caffra
Lineage: Eukaryota; Viridiplantae; Streptophyta; Magnoliopsida; Malpighiales; Salicaceae
Source: the annotation of a GenBank genome assembly